This is a messenger RNA of Fonsecaea nubica, 399 nucleotides long. RefSeq lists its product as hypothetical. Bases 1 to 399 code for a protein of 132 amino acids. Lineage: Eukaryota; Fungi; Ascomycota; Eurotiomycetes; Chaetothyriales; Herpotrichiellaceae. Gene Ontology annotation, cellular component: Golgi membrane. The record is from RefSeq and is a predicted model, not a curated record. Gene Ontology annotation, biological process: vesicle-mediated transport. The transcript is spliced from 6 exons.
AUGGACUUCUCCAACAUAUUCCGACUGGUCAACCUGGUCGUGGGAGCGAUUAUGGUCUUGGGAGGAAUCAGCCAGUUCAUCCCUAUUGGAUUUCGAAGUAUCAUUGUGGGCAUCUACGUGAUCAUCUUUGGAUUGGCUAUCGCCGGGCUGGAACUAUUACCGCAAGUUCCACCGUAUCUGCCCAAAUACGCCAGCUUUCUAUUUUCCUUCCUCGGUCGCGGCAUCUUCUACAUCUUCGUUGGUUGCAUCAUUCUCGAGGGCCACGUUUUGCGAAUUAUUGCUGGUACCAUUGUUGCUGCGAUUGGCGUCGGUUACUGCGCGCUGGAGUUUGCACCCUCGAUUGAGCCACCGUCCAACAUGCGUGACGCGGAUGCUGGUUGGGGCGCUGAACAGGUCUAA